Messenger RNA from Coprinopsis cinerea okayama7#130, 156 nucleotides. RefSeq lists its product as hypothetical. NCBI's taxonomy places the organism in Eukaryota, Fungi, Basidiomycota, Agaricomycetes, Agaricales, Psathyrellaceae. The coding region runs from base 1 to 156 and encodes 51 amino acids. The record is from RefSeq and is a predicted model, not a curated record. The transcript is spliced from 2 exons.
AUGUCGAUCGAAGAGGGUGAAGGGACAGAGGAACAGGAAAAAGAGAGGCGAGAACUAGAGCCCCAGUGCCACCUUCAUUCGGAUGUUCCCCAUGACCAUCCUUUCCCUGCCACCGGAGCUGCUACAUGCCAUUUUUCGCUGGCUAUGGAACCCUGA